UUCCCGCUUUCCUUUAGAACUGCUUACCAUCUUACCCUCGGCAGAUCGUAGUGUCGCUAUUCCCGUGUCUCCCCCUCUUUUCUUGCCCACUAUCCCUUGAAUUCCUACCCACAUUUGCUUCAUCCCCCCUCAAAAUCUUCAUAGUCUUUUGGACUACUUCCUCCCACAACGCUUUCUUCUUCUUCACCACCAACUCCUUCACCCUCUUUCUAUUUUCAACAUACUCCUUCCAUCCUGCAUCGGUUUUCCCUGCCGCAUAUUUUGCGUGUGACUCUCUACGUACUCGAAUUGCUUGCUUGAUUUCUUCGUCCCACCACUUUACUGCUCUCUUACAGACUAUCAACUUUCUACCGAGAACUCUACUUGCCGUUGUGUUUACCAGCUUUUCCCACCCUUCUAUGAUUCUAGAUCCGGCCUGGUCCCGACCUCCGGGGGGGGCGGCAUCAGCAGGACGCGCCGCGACUACCGGCCGCCGCGGCCGCGUGGGCGGCGGCGGCGGUGGCGGUGGCGGCGGCAAUUGCGACGGGAGCGGCAGCAGCGAGGGCGGUGUGAUCGGCGGCGAUGACAGCGGCCUCCACCCCGUCGCCAUGGCCGCUGCUCUUAUGCGGCCGGUCGAUGACAACACCAACUACGGCAUCGUCAAAUUCCUCCCAGACAAGCAGACCACGACCGUGACGAAAGCCCUCCGCGAGAUCUUCGUUUCCCUUUGCCCUCCGCGGGGCGUCCACCGCGAUUUCCAGUUUCUUCGGACGAACAACGGCACGGAGCUGGUCAACGCGUCUGUGAGCAAUCUGCUUCUGGAGUUUGGCAUCACCCAGGAGAUGACGUCCCCUGACGGAGGGCAGAAGCGUGACGGGAAGGUGGAGCGUCGGAUCGGGCUGGUCCGGGAGGGCGGCCGGGCAGCUUUCACGGAGGCUUCUCUGCUCUUCCCUGACCUCCAGUUCCCUCGCGUGGCUUGCGAUUGCAACCGCAUCUGGCCAGAGGCAUGGAGCUGGAUGUCGUCGUGCAUCAACACGCUGCCGCGGCUUGACAAGUCGCCCGAUCGUUUCUGCCCGUACGAGAUGCUCCACGGCAAACGCCCUCUGCGUCAACCUCUGCCCUUCCUCAUGCCGGGCAUCCACCACGCCCGCAUCCCCGCUAAGAUCGCACCCAAGGGCGAGCGGUGCUUUUACCUUAACCCCGGCGACUAUCACUCCAGGGAUUGCUACAAGGUCAUCUUCCCCUCCGGAGCCGUGGGGUACCCUACGGACGUUGUUUGGGGUUAUCGCCGUAAACCGUUUGUUGGUAUCGUGCCGACGUACAACGGCGGCGCCAUCGCGGCAUCGGCGGGAGCGGCGGCGGCGCGGACGGCUUCAGGAGCGGCGACGGCAGAAGCGGCUUCGGCCAGAUCCCCGUCGCCGGUGGCAACAUCGGCAGGAGCGGCGGCGGCGCGGACGACUUCACGCGUGGCGGCGACACUGACGGCUUCACGCGCGGCGACGGCAGGGGCAGCUUCGGCCAGAUCCCGGUCGCCGGUGGCAGCAUCGGCAGGAGCGACGGCAGCAGACGUGGAAGCGCCGGCACCGACGGAAGCGGCGGCACCGGCAUUCGUUGGGGCGGUUGAGUACACAAGCGGGGGGAGCGUCUUCCCCCCCUUGACCAUUGUACCUCCCACCCCCGCCCCCGCCCCCCCGUCGUCCGUGCCGCCCCUCGCCCCGCAUCUUCAGCGUCAACGCGAUCGCUACCAAGUAACACCGGCGCUGACCAGGGAGCGUGCGCGGCAGGCGGUGGCGGGAGGAGCAGCUCGAGGAUUACCGGGUGCGCUUGCGCUGCUUUCGAUGGAGGAGGACAUCAUCGCUCGCUCGCCGCUCACCCUUUGCAGGAUGAGCCCCCGUUAGCCACCGGGCCGACGCGCGACCUUGAGACUUCUGCUAUUUGGGGCCGCACAGCGCCAUUUGGGGAGCAGCCGAGAAGCGGGAGAUGGAUGGUCUGGUUGGGGCGGGCACGUUCGAGCCGGCAGGAGGGCUCUAGCAACGAGGAACGAACGUCAUCUCUGCCAAAUGGGUCUACACGUGGAAACCUGAUGAAUUCGGUGAUGUGUUGCGUGCAAAGGCUCGGCUUGUCGCUAGGGGUUUCGGUCAGCGUGAAGGUAUUGGCUAUUUUGAGACUUUUUCCCCGUGCCCUACCCAUCCGAGUAUUCGCCUCUUGUCUGCUAUCGCGUGUGAAAUGGGUUGGGACAUGUGCCACNAUUCGGUGAUGUGUUGCGUGCAAAGGCUCGGCUUGUCGCCAGGGGUUUCGGUCAGCGUGAAGGUAUUGACUAUUUUGAGACUUUUUCCCCGUGCCCUACCCAUCCGAGUAUUCGCCUCUUGUCUGCUAUCGCGUGUGAAAUGGGUUGGGACAUGUGCCACUUUGAUGCUGAUGAAGCGUUUGUGCAAUCGAAGCUAGAUGAGAUCGUGUACGUGCGUCUGCCGCAGGGUAAUGGGCCCCUUUCGAGUAAGAUUGUGAGACUUGCCCGUAGUUUUUAUGGCUUGAAGCAGGCGUCACGCACGUGGCACCACCACCUUGUUCGGGGCAUGAAAUCUCUUGGGUUUGACCAAUGUGCUGCUGAUGCGUAUGUCAUGCGUUUGAUCGAGGAUGGUGUGCUUGCCAUGGUAGUUGUGGUGCAUGUGGAUGACAUUUUUUCCAUCGGGCGGAAGAGUAGGUGUGACAGGUUUGGCCGAGACUUGAACGCCUACGUUCCCAUCACCAACCUCGGAGCGUUGCGCUUGUAUGCGGGAGUUCGUUUUUCACGCGAUUGGGCUUCUGGUACGCUUACAUUGUCGCAAGAAACUUUUGCUGUCAACUUGGUUGCGAAGUUUGGUGUCACGCGCAACAAGGAGACCCCGAUGCCUGUUGGAGUGAAGCUUGACGAUUUUUCUGCUGACGAACCUAAUGUUCUUGGGCCUUUUCGUUCUUUGGUAUUCCCAUGCACCCAAGAGCCUACACUGGCGGGCUGCGUUGCAUAUUGCGAUGUACAUUACAUUCACGAGUUCUCUUGGUAUUACAUUUCAGCGGGGUUCAAGGGAGGGUAUCGAUUUGCGCUUGUAUGUUGACUCCGACUAUGCCAGCCGGGCCACUGACCGGCGGUCGGUCUCGGGAGCAGUUGUGAUGUGCGGCGGUGCAUGUGUAUUGUUUUUAUCUAGGACGCAGAAAAGUGUUACCCUGUCGUCGACCGAAGCAGAGUAUGUUGCGAUGGCUAACGGUAUGAAGGAGGCGAUUUUCUUGCGGUUUAUUUGGGGUUUUAUUCUUCCGGGUCGCGAUGUCGGGUGCACACUGGUGUUCGAGGAUAACGAGGGGGCUCUUCACCUUGCGGUCAACCCCGCCACCACACCGUACUCUAAGCACAUCGACGUUCGUCACCACUGUCUUCGGGAGCGUGUAGCACGGGGAGAGUUUAAGAUUGUGCACGCGCCCACGACUUUUCAGCAUGCGGACUUCCUCACGAAACCGUUGCACAAGAGCGCGUUUUGCUUCCACCGUGAUUUUGUGAUGAAUGUUCAGCAAGUAUUUUUUUUUCUUUGUGGACGCGUUUCCUGAGCUGUGUUUUGCGUCGAGAAUCAGGGGGGGAGGACAUGUGUUGUCAUGAUUCCAGACGCAACACUAGCGAAUGCAUAUAUGUUUUUCUUGUGUUUGCAGGGCGUGUUUCAGCUGGGGGGCUGUUUCAUACACUUUGAUGUUUUGAGAUCUUCUGAUGGUUGAAUAGGAGGGGAAGAAAACGCAGGCAGAUCUGUAUAUAUGUUUCGGGGAAAUGUUCCAGUUGGGGGGCUGUUACUUAUUGAUAUUGGUAUUGAGAGAAGGGUGGCACGAAAUUUGCAUGUUUUGGGAAAUAUUGCGGCAGGGGGGCUGUUUGCAUGGAUAUUGCUUAUAUUUCUAUCGUCUCUUGGACAACAGCUGAGGCACCGAUAGCAUGCACGCGCUGUUUAGGAUUUGGUCCUUGGACGCUAUGUUGCAGGAAGGGUUUGACAUGUUUUGACGAGUAAUGGUUGGGGCCUUUGUGCUUUCCCACUGCUUGUUUUAAUUGGUCAAGAGGUUGAAAGUUGUGUUGUUUUAAGAUGUUGUGUCAACUCUUUUGAAGCUGUUUUUCCAGAUUACUUGUCCGUAACCGUUCUUACGCUUUUCUGAUGUAGCGCAGGUAUUUGUUGGGUACUCUUCUGAGGAUGAUUCUUUUGUUUUGACGGUUUGAGAAUA
Molecule: messenger RNA, 4206 nt
Organism: Ectocarpus sp. CCAP 1310/34
Lineage: Eukaryota; Phaeophyceae; Ectocarpales; Ectocarpaceae
Source: the annotation of a GenBank genome assembly